AUCCUGUAUUACAUAAUGGCAUUACAUAGCAAAAUGGCUAUUAUAACAUUUUGGCUAGCUUUAACAUUUACUUUUUGCAAUUAGUGAAUUAACCUCACACGUGCUCAGACAUAAAAGAGCAGUCAUUUCUUCACUUUUGUUCCUUUGAAGAAAUAUAUAAUUGAGAUGGUGAAAUCUGAACUUCUAUAGUAUAACAGAACUACAAUCAAUCAGAAAGAGAUUUAUAUGAAAGAGAAAGUUUCCUGUAUAGAUUUGAUUAUAGACCUGUCAAACAAUAAAUAAAAAUGAAAGGCUUAAACGAACAAAAUAUCUAGAAUCAAUUAUGUGUCAGAUACCGAGGAAUUUAAUCUUUAAAAUUAGCAUAAACUUGCUUUGAAUAUAUGAAUCAUUGCACAGACAGAAUGGAACAGACUGCAAAUAGUGGUAGAAGACAACAGGGGGAGGUUAAAGGGAACAUUAAUUCAUUAAUUAAUUGUAUGAGCACUUCCUUUUGGUGGGAGAUUUAUUUUUCUUGCUACUUUAAAAAGUGACCUAAUAGAAAUUUCAAAGAGGAAGAAACUGGAGAAAUUGUAGUGUUGACAAAUCCACUACUCACGCUUGCUGGUCUAGUAUGCUGGCAAAGCUGCAGUAAGUCAAUUUUAUCCUACAGUUCACACAGCUUACACUGGUGCCAGGACGAGCACAACUGAAUGGUCAGAACUGAUAAAACCUCUAGGAAAAGAAGAAUACAGUACUAUAGGCGGGUGAAAUCCUUCUCUGCUUCAGAUGGUCUGGCUUGGCAAUUUUGUUUGAAAUGAGAUUAGAAGAAACACAUCUUGAUUAGAACCACAGGCCCAGAUGGCUGCACAACAUGAGUGGAGCUGUACAGAAAGGCAGACCGAUUCUCCACUUUCCACUCAGACCUGCUACUUUGCAGAUUCCACGUUCUCCAUGGGAAGCCAUGUUCUUAAAUAAAAGUACUUAUACUACCAAAUGAAAAUUGCAUUCCGAUCUGAAAGAGGCUCUCCAAUAGUGCUUUCCAGUAUGUUUUAGCCUAUAUUUUAUUUCUAGCAGUGAAAAGUUCCUAAAUCUUCAUUGAAUACAAGACUGCAAAGUUGUGGGCUGCUCUGAGGAUGAUUUUUGAAGUGCCUCCCCAAUAAGUGUUACUCCUGGGUUGACAGCCUUAUUCCUCCAGUAAGCUGUAAAGCACAGAUGCUGCCUGAAAGGAGUCUAUUGCAAAUAGGCAUAGGUCUUAACAGCAUACAUAUUUUCUGAUUAGAGGUGCAUUCCUGAAUAAAUGAAGGUGUUCUUGCAAAAAGACCUGUUGUAUCAUUUAUUUGGAAAACACCUAGUGCAGUAGGACCUAAGGCACGGCAACAGUGAAAUAAAACUGUUACUUAACCUAAAUAUUAGACUAAAAUAUUAGGUCUAGCUUCUGUAAACAUGCCAGAUUAAACAUUGGUAUUUCAACAGUGCUACUAAUGUGCUUAUCUUUAAGAACAUUAUAUACAGAGUAUUCAAAAACAUUGUUAAACAGAAACGAAGAAACAUAUUUGCAACAAUUCUAACAGAUACCAGAAACUAUUUAAUCAGCUGAUAGAAAUUACUGCCGUUUGAAGAUGCUUUUAAAAAUAACAUUGUUAUAAGUAAGUCUGAAAACUACAUUAAUUGAAAAAUCUGAUAAAGUGUUUAUCAAUUUAAUCAGUACAUUUGUUAGGCAAAGUUAGCAUAAUGUACUUUGCCCAUUUUGUUGAUUCCAUCACCCAGUUAGUAAAACAGUGAUUCAGAUGGCUAAAUGUAGGUUUCUAAUGUCAUUUUAGUAUCUCAGGUGUGCUUGGGGCUGUCAGGUAUGAUUUACAGGACACUUGGACAUUUCUAGGGUGCAGCUGGAGGCCAGAUGGGGUACCCUUGGAAGCUGAAAAAGGUCUUAAAGACUUUUUUUGUCUUAAAGACUUUUUGUCUGGAGGCUGAAUUGCUUCCUAAGUCACUUCCAUUUGUUAUUUGAUCUUGUGCAUGUCAUUGACAGAGCAAAAACUUUAAAAAAAGAGGAGUGGUAGAUCACGACCAGCAGUCACAUUUAUGUAGUUUUCUAUUAGUUUAUCACUAAUGUAGUCACAGACCACACAGUAUGAUUUUUCAGCCCUCUGUCUAAAAAUGCUUCACAAAAGAGGCAGUGAUCAGUUACAAUGGCUAAAGCUACCACUUUGUAUACCUAUUUUUUACUUCAUAAAUGAUGACUAGUUGGUAGAUGUAUGUAUGUAGUUUACAUUACGUAGAUACAAAAUUAGCCACAGGCCUGACAUGGAAUGGGUGUACAAUUAUCUGAACUAAUUACUUAGACCUGACCUUAGUAUUCCAAUUUUUUACAGAACUGCUCUGGCAUCUAAAGCCUCCAUAAUAAAACUACCUGAAUGUCCCCAGCUUGUCUUCCAUAGCUUCCCAGAAUUACCUUUGUGUCCUCAAACAAACUUUUCAGUCUUUUUUUUUAAACUAUCGAUUUCUUAUUCCUGUUAAUUAGACACUACAGGGUAAUAAAAGGGACAAAUAAUAGUGCCUGCUGAAACUGUAGCUGUAUCUCAUGGUUCUUACAUGAAGCAGAAUUAUCAUGCGUAAAGGAUACAAGGAAAUGUGAAAUCUUAUUAUAACAUCUUUUUCUCAGUACCUGUUAAAAAUAUUUAUAAUUCUUUUGAGGCCCCAAUUUGAUACUUCUUCGGCUGGCAAGAACAUCAAUAACAAAACCAAAAAAUACUUAAAAUAAAUACAUUUCUUCUUUUUGUUUGUUUGUUACUGCAAAAAUUAAACAAAACCUAAAUGCCUACCUGUAUCCUCAAGUGGGAGAGACCUACUUUCAGCUCACUGCUUCAAUGAAUAUUUAAUCCUUCUUGCAAAGUGGAAAACCUUCAAACAAGAAGACUGUAGGAGGGAAGAGGGCAUCCCAAGAGUAACCAAUAGCCGCUGUUGCUCAGACCACUUUACUAGGAGAUCUGAAGCUGAUACUUUUUGUUUUUAACUUGGAUUUCAAAAAUUUCCUGGGUCUGUUCAAUUGCAUCUCCUUGGGUAUAAUUCCAAAAGAAUCUGUGUAUUUUGAUCUCAAGUGAUUUUGUCAGUUGUUCACACUUCAUAGGUCUUUUGCUGUAUGCUUUACUAAAUGAUCCCUGCUUUCAUUUUGGGUUAUGAGCGGGGUUUUGUUUUGUUUUGUUUUCCCCAUUCCUUUGCCCUUAAUAUUGAAGAAUGAGGAAAGAAUACUUUAAUUCUCCUUUUUAAAAUUUUUUUUUAAUAAUAAUGUGGUCCUGAAGCAUGGGUCUUUUACAAAGAACUACAUUCCUUUAUCUUAUUUCAUGGUAUCUCUGUAGCUUUCUUCCCAUGGGAACUCUGAAGGAGCUGGGGUCUGUGUAUUGAUCACAAAGCUUAGGAUAAAUGAGGACUGCUACAUAAAAUUAACUGCACGGGAAAGACACUAUCUUCCAGAGCUCCAGACGUGCUCCCAAACAGCACCAGCUGCUGGAUUUAAUGCUUGUUUUUCUAAACUUGGCUUCAAUGGCAACUGCUGAUUCAGCAGCUGAGCCAAUGACUGUGAGCUGCAAAUAUGGUACGUACAUAAUAAAACUGGGAAGGAAGGUAUGUAAGGCAUUUAAUAUUUUUAGGGUGUGAUUGUUUUUUUCCUUUUAAAAAUUUUUGUCUUUUUAAAAACUAGAGAAGGAGUCCUCUUUGGUUGAUUGUGGUAUUAGCUGUAACUCAUUAUCUGGGUUAUUCUCAAAUAACUCCCGUGAUUUGACCUCAUAGGAGGUCAUAGGAAGAGUAAACAGUUGAUAUUAAGUGAACCCUCAGUUACUUGAAGGAUGUGAGAAGAAGAUAAAAGGGUGAAAUUCUGGUAGAAAGUGGAUUUUCAUCCUAAACGAUAAAGCCAAAUGAGGCUAGGCUGAUACCACCUGCUAGAAGGUGCAUUCAUGACUUUUUUCCCCACCAUCUCACAGUCAUUGGUACAAAGCAACAAUAUGCCAGAUAGUUAUAAAUAUAGGAUCCCAGUCAUCUGUACUUGAUGCUAUUUUAAACUCUUCCAUGUGAGAAAAAUGGUUAAAAAUAAAAAUACAGCCUUUUUGUUCUUCUCUAAAUGUUCUGUUCAGUUCUUCAUGCUGAGAGAAUCACAGACCCAUCUAUAAAUAUCUAACCCAGAUCUACAAUUGCUUGUUAAAAAGAGGGUGUUUGGUAGAAAAUUGAAUGAAAUACAAAAUGCCUUUUAUUAUAUUUUUAUUACAGACCAGAUGUGGCCUCUCAAUUUACCCUCUAUCAUUUGGAGAUGUACAUUCAGCAAGAACAUUGCAUGUGUGCAUAUAAAUAUUUUGAUGUUGUCGUGGUAUAAUAAAGGCUAAUUGAUUAGAAAAACCCCUAUGGGAUUUUCCACUUAAGAGCACAUUUCUGUUUUAGCUCUAUUGUCUUCAAGCUAAACAUGUAUGAAUGCAUCUAUUUUGAUUGAUCCCAAACAGAAAGCAACAGUAAACAGGCAAGCAUUUGGCUUUUGGUCAAUGAAUAGCACUGGCAAGUUGAGUGAAACUUGGGCAGUUAAGGGUUUCAGUAAGCUGCAUAUUAGAUGUUACACCUCAACAGGCAAAUGCUCCUUCCUUCAAAUGAAAACCUGCUCUGAUAUGGGAAAAAAUGGUGACCUGCCUGACAUGGAAAAGGGAGCAGUUACAUCAUCACAGUUCUCCCAAACUACUGUUUACUAUUUCCAGGCAAAAAAAGUAAUACAAACUAUUCACUUUCAGUAUGUAUUUGUGUGUUUUCAAUCUAUGCAUAUACAAAGAAAAACGUUUCGAGUACUGAGCUAAAGAACCGUUUUUAUAUGCCAUUUGACUUUGGCAUUUAAUCACCUGUAUAUGCUAUUUUGAGACUUAUUUCUCUUUAAAUUCCUGUGGGAGCUCAGCUACAUGUAGUGCAAUCAAUGCAUGCUGAAAGACCCUAAUUGAGAAUUUCUGGAUGCAGGACAAGUUGAGACUGAAGAAAACUGCUGAUUUAUUUUCAGAUCUGUUGGGUUUUAACUCUGCCAUUAAUCAACAGCAAGCUCCCAUACUGUGGUGUUGAAAUAAUAACACCUAAACUUCUCAGAGUAAGACCUGUUCCAUUACUCACGUACUGCAUGUUUGUAAUACUUUCACUGACAAAAUUUGAUUUACAGUUAGGUGCCUCCUCAAAACUGCAAGAAAGAAAGCAUUUUGGUAUAUCAAUUGAAAAUACCUAGAAGUGAUGACACCUGCAUAGACCAUGUGAAUGAUGAUCUUCCUACCCAGGCUGAUGGUAGUCGAUGCUGUUAUUUCUGCCAAAGUCGGUUAAUGUGUGGAAGAUGUUUUUUCUCACAUGUGAAGUACUAUACUAAAGAUACAUGUAAUGUGACAGUUUCUAUAGUAACUACUUGUUCUUUAUGGAAUAGCAGAUCAAACCUGUACACCUUGUUAUUGUUCUUUUAUCCUAUUAUCUAGACUAGUCAGUUACCACAGGUACAAUUCUUUAUUCUAUUCUCUUCCCAAUAUAUCAGGGAUUUAUGCAAUUGCAAGUAAAGAUUACAUUUGAAAAACAAAACACUAUUGGAAUUUUAACAUUGACCACUAUCUGAUCAUAUAAAUGCACCAAAGGACAUAUGUGCAUAUAUAUUGAAAGCUAAAAUUUCAAAGCAAAACUGUAGCGAUUAUCUUUUUUAGUAAAGCAGGGGAAAUUUGUGAUCUGAAUAUUAUCAUGUUGCUGGGAGAACAAUGCAAGUUAUGUAUAUGGCAUUUCUUUUUUAAGUGCUAGGAGUUUACCAGAACAACUUUGCCAGUCUAGAUGUACUGGCAAACUGUUCUAGUGUGACCAAGACCUAAGAUUCAUUACGUACAGGCAAAAUUUCCCUCACGUUAUACUGAUUCAUGGCCGUUAUUUCUGUGCAAGAAAAAGAAUGUGGCUACAUUGCGUUAUUAUAUAUUUCAUUAUUAUAACUCAUUGAUGCCACAGUUCUACUGAUAAUAUCAGUACUCAAAGUGGUAUUAUUUACAGGGAUCAGACGCUUUUUGCACUGUACUGUGUCAGCCUUACUGUGGGGGAAAAAGCCUGCAUUCCACCUAUGUCUGAAAGUCUAUUGCUAUCUCCAGCAGAAGUGUAUCAGUAACAAAUUAUGUUUAUAAAAUUAGCAGUGUAGGGAGAAAUCAUAGCUAUUUGAUCAGGGCUGCAGGUUCAACAAUGCAGCUAGUAUUGUAGCAUGGCCAAAAGGAAAAAGACACUAGAAAAAAUGUAAACUAUAAAUAGGGUAAAUCCAUCAGUGAGAGAAAAAGAAAGCAAUACUCAUCGUUACUUUUAAAAAGCUGCAGUAAAUUAUACACACACAAAUGCAACAGACAGGAGAAGAGAAAGGCAGAAAGGGAAAAACAGAAGAAAAUAUAUGCACAGUACCGAGAGCAACUGAGUGAUGAAACAAGUGGAAUGCAAGCAGUAGAUAAAUUCCAUGUAACCAAACCGCUUUUUCUCUCUUUACCCUUGACUGCAUCAUUCUAACAUGUAUGUGACUUGUUCCCUCUACUUAUCACUCCCCUAAAACAUGCACUGCGAAAUUCAUCACGGAAAUCAUAAUCCUGACAGAGCCACGAGCUGCACUACCGCAGAAAACAUGGAACGGCCAACCAAAUCCAGGAAGACACCCGCGUUUGUGCAGCCGGGCAAAGCCUGUAGCAGGAGGAAACGGCACACGGAGCAAAUGGGAGAGGGCAGGUUUUUCCUGCUGCUCGGGCUGUGGUGCUAGUGCCUGCAGCGGUGGUGUGUCUGCUCGCUGCAAACCAUAGAUGCUGACGAGAAAAAAGGGCCAAAGCGGAGAGGAGAAGCGUCAGUGGAUGCGAGCGGCUGUACUGAUGGAUUGAGGAGGUGGAGGCUGCCUGCCUGCCUGCCUGCCUGGUGCUGAAGAGGUGGAAAGCACAGAUUUACAGAGCUGAACUGGAUCAGCUGAAGAAGUGGGGGAAGAGAAACGAGUACAGCACCAUUGAAGAAAGCUUCAGCCUUAUCUAGCAGCAUCACCACAGCAACCAGAAAAUAAAAUCAAAAGACAAGAGCCAGAGCAGAGAAGGUGAAAGUGCAGCUCCUUACCUUUGGACAGAAGGCAGCAAAAUAAUUAUGCAGAACAGAAAAGAGUAUUUGAUGGAUCUAGCCAAACUGUGGCAAAGGGAAGUGUCCCUUCAUUAACAGGAAUGUGCCACUGUUUAUGCACUGGAAAGGGGAGUGCCAUGACAUCUACUGAAGAGACUAUUUCUGUGGUUGCAUACCUACAUGUGUUUGCACCCCUGCUGGGACUGAAUUAGGUGGUACAGGCAUCUUGGACCAUCGGGAAUUGGAUAGUGACUUUUUUUUGUUCAAGGUGUACCUGGCACGAGAGCUGAAAGACACCACAGAUCCUUUUCAGAGACGCAAACAGAGUGAGACAAUCUCCAAUCCUUCCCUUCUGUAACUGCCUGCUGUACCAUGGGAUGUCGGCAAAGCUCUGAGGAGAAAGAGGCAGCGCGGCGGUCCCGUAGGAUUGACCGCCACCUGCGCUCUGAAAGUCAGCGACAACGAAGAGAGAUAAAGCUCCUUCUCCUGGGCACCAGCAAUUCUGGGAAGAGUACUAUUGUAAAGCAGAUGAAAAUCAUUCAUAGUGGUGGCUUUAACUUGGAGGCCUGUAAGGAAUACAAACCUCUGAUUAUCUAUAAUGCAAUUGACUCUCUCACACGUAUCAUUCGGGCUCUAGCCACCCUUAAGAUAGAAUUUCACAAUCCUGACAGAGCCUAUGAUGCUGUGCAGCUUUUUGCCCUGACAGGCCCAGCUGAGAGCAAAGGUGAGAUUACCCCUGAGCUUCUGGGCGUCAUGAAACGGCUCUGGGCAGACCCUGGUGUGCAGGAGUGUUUUUGCCGCUCCAAUGAGUACCACUUAGAGGAUAAUGCUGCAUACUACUUAAAUGACCUCGAAAGGAUUGCAGCACUGGACUACAUCCCUACAGUGGAAGAUAUUCUGCGUUCUCGGGACAUGACCACAGGGAUUGUAGAAAAUAAGUUCACCUUCAAAGAGCUGACUUUCAAAAUGGUGGAUGUGGGUGGACAGAGAUCUGAACGCAAAAAAUGGAUCCACUGUUUCGAGGGGGUUACAGCAAUAAUUUUCUGUGUGGAGCUGAGUGGGUAUGACUUGAAGCUGUAUGAAGAUAACCAAACAAGUCGAAUGGCAGAAAGUUUGCGUCUCUUUGAUUCCAUCUGCAACAACAAUUGGUUUAUCAACACUUCCCUCAUCCUUUUUUUGAAUAAGAAAGAUCUGCUGGCAGAAAAAAUCCGACGCAUCCCCUUAACAGUCUGCUUUCCUGAAUACAAAGGCCAAAACACUUAUGAGGAAGCAGCAGUCUACAUCCAACGUCAGUUUGAGGACUUGAAUCGCAACAAGGAGACCAAGGAGAUCUACUCACACUUCACCUGCGCCACUGAUACCAGUAACAUACAGUUUGUCUUUGAUGCAGUGACAGAUGUCAUCAUUCAGAACAAUCUCAAAUACAUUGGUCUCUGCUAAGAAUCCUUGGGCUUAAUCUGUUUUCCUUAAGUGAUAAACAAGGGGCUAACCACUUCCACUUCUAGUGGAAAAAAAUGGGGCAAUGUGUAGUAGCCCAAGGAGAGAAAAGGGGAAAUCUGAUGUAUGUACACAGUUCCUCUUAUGCCCCCUUAACCUGCUACAUCAUUUUUCACAAAUAUAUGUUCUGGAGAGUGAAAGCCUACCCUCCAAAAAAACCCACACAACCCCACCUCCCCCCACCCCAGUGGAAAAAAACAACCUUACAACUCAAAACUCCCAAACAAAAACAAAAAAGGAAAUUGAGGCCUAACUCUGUGGAGAUGUUUUCGCCACAGUCACUGCACUUUUAUUCCAUUUGUUUCAUUCCAUUUCCUACAGUGGGAGUGUUACCAUGUUCUAUGUAAGAAAUAAUUCUUCAUCCAGUUGUCCUAAAAUUUUACUGACGUGACGAUAUAAAGCUGGUGAGUGACAGAUGAACUUGUUUGCAGGGUGUGGAGCAGAAUGGUUGUGUUGGGGAGAAGAGCUAGUUCAAACUAGAAGCUACAGAACAGGAGAAUUCAAAGCAAACUACUAAUUAAAUCUGUAGAGAAUGGGCAUGCACCCACAAUAUUGAUACACAGAGCCAAACAGUAUAUACACAUACAUCACGUAUGCACAUGCACAUGACUCACAGCGUAUACUAUGUACACACUUCUGCUUUACUUUACUGUUUAUCAUGUUUAACUGUUUAACAUCUUGCCUGUUAAAGGAAUUAUUGGUGCGCAACUGUUCUGUGAUAUCCAAACUGACUAGCAGCUCUUUCUGCUCUUUAAGGCUUCAAAUAUGCAGCAAAACUACAUGAAAUCUAUGAAUAGGCCAAAUUAAGGUCAGUGUUUCUUCUACUGGUAAGGAGUUUUAUACAUCAAAACAGUCUUCUUUUACAUCUUUUUUUGCCAAAUCUUGUGGUGUUUCACAAAAAACAAACUAUAUUUAAGAAGUAGGUUAGUGUUCCUUUUUUAACACAGAAAAAAAAAAUCACAAGGCAAUUUUUUAAAUUAUUGUUGUAGUGUCUGGAUUGCUGAAUGUGAAAGUUGCCAACGGACAGUUCUGUUCCACUGCUCCAAUUACAUUCUGGGAAUUGUAAUAUUGUAACAGAUUUCCCAAGAAGCAGGAGCCAUGGAGAUUGUGUAGUAUAUAGCCUCCAAAGUCUUUUUUUUGUUGGUUUUUAAAUUAUUUUAAAAAUGUGAUGUAUUAUUAGAAGGUUACAGAUGAGCGAUAUGAACAAUAACUACAUGUCUUGAUAUUUCAAUUUAAUAAUUUAAAUUAUUUAAAGUUUAGUGAAGUUAAGGAAACUGAAGAGAUGCAUUCCUCAGCUCCAGGUUUCAUCUCAUAAAGAAACACUACUGGAUGGAGUAACAUUCCGGCAAAAGUUUGAAAGCAUAAGAAGCUCUGUGGGACUAUACUGGAAAAUCUCAAAUGGAUCAUAUAGACCUAAGUCUUUGGUCAGUUGAUUCUUUCCCCUGCCAUAGAAAAGACUUCUUAAAGACUUCAGUGUAAAGUUGGUGUGUAAAUAUAUGUUUGAUAAUUGUAAAGCACAUACGUACACAGACACACAGACACACAUGCACACUGGAAAAGAACAUUCUACUUUUGUUCCCCCUAUGUACUAUGAUUAGUGCAAGAGAUCUCAGCCAAGGGCUCUAAGAAAUUUAAAACAAAAUGGUUAAUAACAUCAACAUUUAAAUUGUCCACUUAAAAAAAUAAAUAAUUCAAACGAUA
Molecule: messenger RNA, 10278 nt
Organism: Falco peregrinus (peregrine falcon)
Lineage: Eukaryota; Metazoa; Chordata; Aves; Falconiformes; Falconidae
Gene: GNAZ
Product: G protein subunit alpha z
Exons: 4
Coding region: 7453-8520 (355 amino acids)
Biological process (GO): adenylate cyclase-modulating G protein-coupled receptor signaling pathway
Cellular component (GO): heterotrimeric G-protein complex
Molecular function (GO): GTP binding; G protein-coupled receptor binding; G-protein beta/gamma-subunit complex binding
Source: RefSeq, a predicted model, not a curated record